Esox lucius (northern pike) is the source of this 1553-nucleotide messenger RNA. It is a transcript of the gene dmac2l, whose product is annotated as distal membrane arm assembly complex 2 like. NCBI's taxonomy places the organism in Eukaryota, Metazoa, Chordata, Actinopteri, Esociformes, Esocidae. The transcript is spliced from 5 exons. The record is from RefSeq and is a predicted model, not a curated record. The coding region runs from base 110 to 715 and encodes 201 amino acids.
AAAGCACGUUGCUCAUACGUGAAGGGUUAAAGUUCACUGUUUAACUGUAAACACGUUCGUGGUGUGAAUAGCUGCAGUUGCAUAGCGAAUUGACAGGUGAAAUCAAGGUAUGUUGAUGCUGUCCAGGGCAGCUCUACAGACAGGUCUCUUCGCGCAAAGGACGUGGUCACCAGAUGUCCGAAGACAAUUCUGGGGGUGGCUGAAUGCCGUCUUUAAUAAAGUGGACUAUGAGCGUAUCAAGGAGGUGGGACAUGACCGCGCGGCUGCAGAGUGGCUGACCAGGUGUGGUGCCAAGGUGAGGUUCCAAGGGUUUGACCGCUGGCAACAUGACUACAACGCCCUGCCCACUGGCCCAUUGGGGAGAUUCAAGAUCCAGGGAAUCGACGCCACGGACUCCUGUAUCAUGUACAAAGGUUUUGACCACCUGGAUGGACUGCAGCAUUUGGAAGAGAUCAAGUUUAACAAGAGUAUGUACAUUGAAGAUGCCUGCUUAGAGAGAAUUAGCAGCAUAGAGAACCUGCAGUCCAGUCUGGUUAAGAUGGAGGUGGUCUCCUGUGGGAACGUGACGGAUAAGGGCAUCAUCGCCCUGCAUAAACUCCGGAGUCUGGAGCAUCUGUAUCUGAGCGAUCUACCAGGGGUGGUGGACAAGGCGAAGACCAUGGAGAGACUCCAGACAGCUCUACCCAAGCUGGACGUAGAGCUCGACCUGGUCUGACAGGCCGACCGACUGAAACAGGACCACAGCGGCUGACUGUGACAUAGACAGGCUCAGACACAGCCAGUGGGCAGUGUCCUGAUGAGAUGUUGCUUGUUUUGCAGCAUGUCAUGUUCAUAUUUGGAGCUGUUCCCUCCUGGUUUCAAAGAGGUGUGGGGUAUAUAUGAGCCUGGUAUCAGAUCUGGUUGUGCUGUUUUGUAAUGUCCAAUGUGGAUAUUGUUGUGACCAUAGAGAUUGGUGAGAAGGCAGAACCGGAACCUGGCAAAGCCCCCAGAAUCGGGGUAGAGGAAGCAGGACACAAUUACUCCAGCAAGCUUUAAACUGCACUUUAUUAACUUCAAAACAUAAGUUUAACAGAAUUGUCUACCAUAUUGUUCAUUAUUUUCAUUUAUGGUCUAUUAAAUAUGACUAUAGAAAGGUACACAGAGGAGGUUGUUAAUGCUUGUCUGUAACAAGGCUGAGCAUUUCAUUUCACUGAUUCAUUUAGAAAUAAUUGCUUGAUUUGGCACUUGUAACCAGACCUGGGUAGAUGUCUAUAAAAGUCCUUAGCACCAGUCAUCUAAAAAUAACAAGUUGUGAAAAGAUUUGCAAAACUAUUUUUUUUCCAGAGAAUUCCAAAGGUUUUUCAGAACUUGUUUUCCAGAUAUAUGGAAUCCGUAGAGGUCAAGCAACAAAUCUGUAAUCCUCUCAUUAGGAUUUCUAGUUAUUUUCAAGUUUGGUUCUGUGUUGGUUGAAUAAUUACUACAUUACUUUCAUUACUACAAUGAAAUCUACUAUUGUAUUUAAUUUCAUAAGGCUACAUUUAAAAACAGUUACACAAUAAAAAUGAUUCCACGCA